Quercus robur (English oak) is the source of this 720-nucleotide messenger RNA. RefSeq lists its product as uncharacterized. NCBI's taxonomy places the organism in Eukaryota, Viridiplantae, Streptophyta, Magnoliopsida, Fagales, Fagaceae. The transcript has a single exon. The record is from RefSeq and is a predicted model, not a curated record. Bases 1 to 720 code for a protein of 239 amino acids.
AUGGUGAUGAGGUGGUUUGAUGGCCUCAAGCCAAACUCCGUAAAUUCCUUUAAGCAGCUAACCCAGGCUUUUAACUCUAGCUUCAUCACGAGUAGUAGGGUUCCUCAGCCUUUGGAUUCCCUCCUGUCCUUAUCCAUGCGAGAAGGAAAGACCCUGAAGGCCUACUCAGAUAGGUACUGGGAGAUGUAUAACGAGAUAGAGGGUAAUUAUGAUGACGUUGCCAUCAACACCUUCAAGAGAGGCCUGUUGAUAGAGCAAUAUUUAAGGAAAUCCUUGAGCGGGAAACUGGUCACCAGCGUGUGUCAGCUUAUGGACCGAAUCGACAAGUACAAGAGGGUCAAAGAGGACCAGCAGAUGGGUAAGGGUAAAGCGAAGGUUGUCCCUCAGGAGAGGAGGGACUUCAGGUUAGACCGAUUUAGCAGCAACAAUCGGCUGAGAAGAGAUUACACGGAGCAGCCUAGAUCUGUCGGGGUGCAGGCAGUCCACGCUGUGUUCCGGGAUCCAUUACAUCAGAUCUUGAAGAAAGUCAAGAACGAGCCAUUCUUCAAAUGGCCAAAUAGGAUGGCAGGUGACCCCACAAAACGCAACCAAAACCUAUACUGUCAAUACCACCAAGAACCGGGGCACACCACCAAUGAAUGCAGGAACCUGAAAAACCACUUGGACCAGCUGGUUCGAGAGGGAAAGUUAAGUCAUCUCUUGUAUCAUACAAACGGCUGA